AUGAAGAAGAGCUCGACGUCGACCAAGCCUAAGCGGCACUCUCGAGGCGCAUCGAAGGCCGGAGAAAUUGCAAGAACAGCCACUGGUUCGCCUGCAAAUUCCUCUGCUCCUACGGGAAAAAAUUCCGAGAAAUUAUCUCAAGCCUCGCACGCCAGCGUAUCAGCGAUUCAUGUAGGAGGGGCUGAAGAGGUGCACAGCGACUGGAAGAUGAUCCAGUCAGAGGAAGACUGCGAUUUAUUCUUCCCAACACCGGAUGCCGUUGACAGGUCAUUUGAGCUUCAAUCUUUGUUCUAG
Molecule: messenger RNA, 294 nt
Organism: Psilocybe cubensis
Lineage: Eukaryota; Fungi; Basidiomycota; Agaricomycetes; Agaricales; Agrocybaceae
Exons: 2
Coding region: 1-294 (97 amino acids)
Source: RefSeq, a predicted model, not a curated record